This is a messenger RNA of Prunus mume (Japanese apricot), 2207 nucleotides long. Lineage: Eukaryota; Viridiplantae; Streptophyta; Magnoliopsida; Rosales; Rosaceae. The record is from RefSeq and is a predicted model, not a curated record.
AUGCUGAGAGUUCCCGCCAUUUUUCAAAACAUUGGAAUCUCACACUUCCCAACUUCACUCUCUGAUUUCCACAAAAAUCUUACAAGCUUCUCCAAAUGCUUGGUGGGUUUGAUGAAUUACACCAAAUUGACCACCCCAUCUUACAAGUCACUGCUCUCUGAUCACUUAAGGAACCAAAAACUCAACGAAGCUCGUCUAGUUUUCAAUGAAAUCCCUUUUCCGAGUGUUAGUUUGUACACCAUGAUGAUUACGGGCUAUUCGAGACAACAUAGGCUUGAUGAUGCUCUGAAACUGUUCUACGAAAUGCCUGUGAAAGAUACAGUGUGUUGGAAUUCAAUGAUGAAAGGGUGUUUGGAUUGUACGACGAUUAUGAAUGGGUUCUUGCAGUUUGGUGAUGUUCAGAUGGCAGAACGCUUGUUCCGCGAGAUGCCUGUGAGGGAUGUGGCCGUGUGGAAUUCAAUGGUUCAUGGAUACUUUAGUAAUGGACGAGUGGAAGAUGCUAAAAACUUGUUUAAGCUAAUGCCUUGUAAGAAUGUGAUUUCAUGGACUUCGAUGAUUGCCGGGCUUGACCAGAAUGGGAGGACAGAUGAAGCUUUGCUGCUAUUUUGGGAGAUGAUGGGUUCUGGUGUACAGCCCACUUUGACCACAUUUGUGUCUGUAGUGACAGCUUGUGCAAAUUUGUUGCGUUUACAUUUAGGUGUUCAGAUUCAUGGUCAGAUUGUCAAGUUAGGGUACUGCCUUGACGAGUUUGUAGCUGCUUCACUUAUAACACUCUAUGCGAACUGCAAGCAAAUUGAGAAUUCUUACAAGGUUUUCAAGGAGAGUUUACAUAAAAAUGUGGUAGUGUGGACAGCUCUUUUAACAGGAUAUGGUUUGAAUUGUGAACACGAAGAAGCGUUAAAGGUUUUCAGGGACAUGAUGAAAUUGGGUGUCCUUCCAAAUCAGUCUUCUUUCACUAGUGCUUUGAAUUCAUGUUGUGGAUUAGAAGAUCUUGAUAAGGGCAAGGAGAUUCAUACAACAGCUAUUAAGCUAGGUUUUGAAAAUGAUGUCUUUGUCGGCAAUUCUCUUAUUGUCUUGCAUACCAAAUGUGGAAAUAUAAAUUAUGGAGUUGCUAUAUUUAAGAGAAUUGGUGACCACAAUAUUGUAUCAUGGAACUCAACGAUAGUUGGAUGUGCAGAACAUGGUUGUGGCAUGUGGGCUUUGACUCUCUUUAGCCAAAUGAUACGUGCAGGUGUCAUGCCAGAUGAAAUUACAUUCACAGGGUUGCUUUCUGCAUGUAGCCAUUCUGGGAUGUUGCAGAAAGCAAGACGCUUUUUCAAGUUUUUCUCGCAGCAUAAGUCUGUUGAGGUGAAACUUGAGCACUAUGCAUGUAUGGUGGAUGUCUUAGGACGAUGUGGUAAGUUGGAGGAAGCAGAGGAGCUGAUAAAGAACAUGCCUGUGCAAGCCAAUAAGAUGGUGUGGCUAACUCUACUUAGUGCUUGUCAGAUGCAUUCCAAUUUGGAUGUGGCUGAAAGAGCUGCAAAAAGCAUUGACGAUUUAGUACCAGACUGUAGUGAUGCUUUUGUUAUGCUAUCUAAUUUAUAUGCUUCUACAAAUAGAUGGAGUGAUGUCGCCAGAAUUCGAGAGAAGAUGAAACAUAGUGGAACUGUAAAACAACCUGGCUCCAGCUGGGUUACUUUGAAGGACUGAGGCAUGCAUUUCUUUCUGGAGAUAGGUUGAAGCGAGCAAAUUCAUCAAAAACUGGAUUGGUUACAAGGCAAAUCAAAGAAACUUGGUUUUGUUCCUGAUCAACAGUUUGCAUUUCAGGAUGUUGAGGCUGAACAAAAGGAAGAGAUGUUGUCUUACCACAGAAAGAGACUAUGAUCUAUGAAAGGAGAUCAAAAAUGGUUUGAGUGGGUUUUGGCAGACCAGUUGAGCUAGUGAAGAUAUUAACCAAAGAUACUUGGAUGAAAAAACCGCCACUUGUGCAUUCAAACAAUUUUCUUUACCUAACCAUCUUUGCAUGUUUUGCUUCUCUAAUAUUGCAGAGAGUAAUUUCAGCCCAUAGAGGAUGCUGUAAUGUAAUGAGUUUAGGUCCUUAAGAACUGUCACAGAAGUUUUACAACCAUAAAGCAUGUCGUUCUGUGGUGUCCAUCGAAGGCCAGGUGAUCCCAUAUAGCAUGUUCCAAUGAUGUACUGAUGUACACCACCUUCAAGCAUAAAGGAGU